Messenger RNA from Scheffersomyces coipomensis, 702 nucleotides. It is a transcript of the gene PNC1, whose product is annotated as nicotinamidase. Lineage: Eukaryota; Fungi; Ascomycota; Pichiomycetes; Serinales; Debaryomycetaceae. The transcript has a single exon. The coding region runs from base 1 to 702 and encodes 233 amino acids. The record is from RefSeq and is a predicted model, not a curated record.
AUGACUAAGAAAGUUGCUCUCGCAGUUAUUGAUUUACAAGAAGAUUUCUUACCUUCACAAGGUUCAUUGGCUAUAGCUAAUGGUAGAGACGUUAUACCAUUAAUUAAUGAACUAAUAAGUAAUAGAAAAUACCAUUGGAGUGCCAUUGUGGCUACUCAAGAUUGGCAUCCCAAAGAUCAUACGUCAUUUGCUUCUCAACAUCAGGUUCCACCAUUUUCAGAACUUGAAUUCACUCAUCCAUUAGGUGAAAUCGAUACUAAUACUAAUCAAAUUAAAAUUCAAAAACAAUUCGUCUGGCCCGAUCAUUGUGUUCAAGAAUCUUCAGGGGCAUGUCUUGAUGCUCUGUUUCUCGGAAAUUUCAAUCUGAUAGCUCCAAAUAUCCCUAAAGCUAUAGUUAAAAAGGGGUAUUUAACUGAUAGGGAAUAUUAUUCUUGCUUUCAAGAUACUUGGGGGAUACAUAAAACUGAAAUGACGGAAUUCUUAAAGGAACAUGGUAUAACAGAUGUUAUAUUCGUGGGAUUAGCUUAUGAUUUCUGUGUAGUUAAUUCCGCUAUUGAUUCAGCUAAGAAUGGAUUUAAAACUUAUGUUUUAAAGAAUUACUCAAAGAGUGUUUAUCCUGAUAAGGAAGCUGAAACUGAUGCUAUUUAUAAAGCCAAUGGAAUUGAAAUCAUCACUGAUGAUUCCUUUUCAAGCAUUUUCUGA